AUGGCAUCAACGCAGGCUGGUCCGAGUUUUGCAGCGAAUAAUGCGGUUCGGUUUCUCUAUUUAAAAGAGAUUGUGGUCGACUUCACUCGGUCACGUCCAAACUGCAAGCUUCAAAUCGAACUGACAGAUGAAAGGAAUACGCAUUAUGAAUCAAAGAUAUUUGGGGAAGCGGAACCACUGCAAUGGGAAUACGUGAAAUCUCCCAGCAUGGCUAGGCUGACGGUUCAAAACGUGGGCCAUGCACUGAGAAGGAAUUGGACUGCUAAACUGCAGUUGGAUUUUGGCGCAACUGAUUUCCGUGAGAAUAACAUGGUUGAGCGAGCUGCUGUGAAACACGGUAUAUCCGUCAAGUUUACGUAUGAAGUCCCGGGAGAAAACAUCAAAAUUGCACGAUUGCUAGCGGAUGAAGCGGUCUCUGCGCUCUCGACGAAGAUAUCCGUAUUGGAGAAGAUGGAUAAAGUCCUUAAGCAUCUCGAUCUGCUUGUAAAACUCGGAAAAUCCGUAUCCGAGAUAAAUCCUAUUGCAAAGGCCGCUGCUAGUAGCGUGGAAACCAUUUUCAAGAAAUUCCAAGAGAUUCCGAUCUAUCAUCGCGAGUUUGUGGAUAUCGUGGACGACAUUGUCUUGAUAAUGCCCCUGUUUGAGCCAUUGCACGAUCGUAUUGAGGAUGGAGCAGUUCAGGAAAUUCUGGAAAGUUUCACCGAAUUUAUUUCGCGUUUAUCUUGGGACCUGGCGAAGUAUUCUUCCGAGACGAAAUUCAAAUUCCUGUUACACAACUGGUACAACAGCAAGAAGAAUGAAGCCAAGGAUUUUCAUUCCCGUUUACUCCGAUUUUCUAGCUUUUUGACCCUUGGACUUAUACACCAGCAGCAACAGUCAGAAGCAGAUAAUAGCCUGAUCAGGCAGUUGAGACCUCCAGAGAAUAGUUCUUUCGACCCUACUCGUUCAGAAGAUCCAAAUGACCAGCUCUACUGGAUUUAUGGCGUUGCAGGUUGUGGGAAGACCUCGGUUGCAGCAUCCGUUGCGUCUAGGCUUGAAUUAUGGAAGUCUCUGUCUGGCUCUUUCUUCUGCAGCAGGGAUAUUCGUGAACGUAGGGAUCCGGUACGGCUUAUCCAUGCAUUAAUUUAUUUCCUCGCAAGAGCGAGUUUGUCUUUCAAAGAGGCACUACUUCGACUACUCAACGACGAUCCCGACCUCCUCGAGAAACCAUUGCAGGCCCAAAUAAACAAGUUGAUUCUGCAUCCCUUCGCAAAGCCUUCUCAUUGGGGAAAAUCACGAUCGAUCACCAUCGUCCUUGACGCGCUGGAUGAGUGCGAGGACAGUGGAAGGGUGGCUUCAUCUCUCUCUAGGAUAAUUGAGCGGGUUCCACCUCUCAAAAUUAUAGUGACCAGCCCGCCUCUUACUGAAAUUCAAGAAGGAUGGGACGUCCUGGGGCAAGCCGGGAAGUUGACGUCUUGCAAUCUGUUCGAUGUGAACGCUCAUAACGAUAUCUUACUCUUUACACGCGAGAAAUUUAGUAAGAACGUAAACUUGCCCAGUGAUUUCACCGAAAGUCAAAUUGAGGCCCUUGCACGAAAAGCUUCGGGGUAUUUCAUAUGGGUUACCACCGUUCUGAAGCAUGUUGGUAAUCAACUCUCGCAGAAGCGCGAGGUGUUGCAACGGAUGCUUGUUUCCACACCGUACGAGAAAUCCGAGAGAAAGCUCGAUAUCCUAUAUCGACAGGUUCUUGACGACGUCUCUAGGGAGGACGAAGAUCGCAUGGAUACAAUAAAACUGCUCAUCGGGCUUGUGUUUGUAACGUCGAGGAAUAGGCCACUUCCAGCAACGGCGUUGCAUGCAUUUGUUCCCUCCCUGUUCGAGCUGGACGAGCUAAGUCAAACCUUGCAAGAACUGGGUUCGGUAAUUACUGCGGAGUCUCAAACGGAUGCUAUCCGAGUCUGCCAUCCAUCAUUCCUCGACUUUGUUGGUAACCGGGACCGGGCUGGGGUUUAUUGGAUGGAUAGUUCGGUGUUGGAUAUGAGAAUGGCAGAAGGAUGUCUCAAUAUUAUGAUAUCCGGACUAAAAUUCAACAUUUGUAAUUUGGAAACCUCGCAUCUUUCGAAUAUCGAGGUCCACGAUCUUGCAGAGCGUAUAAACGAAUGCAUUCCCCAGCAAUUACAGUACAGAUGCAUGUACUGGCUCGAUCACCUGUCCAGGUCGCGUGUCGAUGCUUGUUGCACAGGAUCGAUAGAGCAGAAACUGAUUCGCGUAUUCUGCCAGACGGCACCACUGUAUUGGCUAGAAGCAUUGAGCCUCAUGUCGGAGCUUAAGGCGGCAGUGUCUAUUCUUCGAGAUUUCCUGAGGCUGCCCAAGUACAAAGAGAUGAACGAUAGUCUGCGCGAAGCAAUGGAAGACUUGUAUCGUUUCGCGAUUGCAUUUCAUGAACCAAUGGCAAUCAGCGCUCCGCAUGUUUAUAUUUCGGCCUUACUCUGGGCGCCGUCCAAGUCUGUCAUUGCAAGAUCACAACACCAAAGCUUCAAUAGUAGUCGGUUAGUUUUGGAAGGGCUAGAAGAGCAUUGGCCUAUUCCGUUGCGGACGUUAUCGGUUGGCUCCAAGGUGUACUCGGUGAUAUAUUCUCCAGACGGACUUCGCCUGUUCUCCGGGACAUAUGAUGGUCCCAUUCACAUCUUGGAUGCCGAGACAGGCGCUAUCAUCGGUGAGCCGCUAAGAGGGCAUGUGGGCGACGUUUGGUCCAUUACAUGUUCCGCAGAUGGUCGUCGCAUCGUUUCCGGGUCUUAUGAUACAACCAUUCGCAUCUGGGAUGCUGAGACAGGCGCUGCCAUUGGUACUCCACUUCAGGGCCACGAACAUAUAGUCUGUAGCGUUGCAUAUUCGCCAGACAUGAGUCGCAUUGCCUCUGGUUCUUACGACAAAACCAUUCGUAUUUGGGAUGCUCGGACGGGUGAUCCCAUUGGCAAACCGUUUCGAGGGCAUGAAUACGGUACCAUCCGCAUCUGGGAUGCUAAGACGGGUGAUCCUAUCGAUGAACUGCUCCGAGGAUACGAACGUGGGCCCUAUUCUGUUGCAUAUUCCCCAGACGGGCGUCGCAUUGUUGCCGGGUUUUCUAACGGGGCUAUACGCGUCUGGAACACUGAGACGGGUACUCCAAUUGGUGAACCACUUCAAGGACACGAAGAUGGUUUCAUCAACGGACGAACCACGAGACAAUGA
Messenger RNA from Fomitiporia mediterranea MF3/22, 3207 nucleotides. RefSeq lists its product as uncharacterized. The transcript has 14 exons. Lineage: Eukaryota; Fungi; Basidiomycota; Agaricomycetes; Hymenochaetales; Hymenochaetaceae. The record is from RefSeq and is a predicted model, not a curated record. The coding region runs from base 1 to 3207 and encodes 1068 amino acids. Gene Ontology annotation, molecular function: protein binding.